This is a messenger RNA of Ceutorhynchus assimilis (cabbage seed weevil), 2522 nucleotides long. The record is from the annotation of a GenBank genome assembly. NCBI's taxonomy places the organism in Eukaryota, Metazoa, Arthropoda, Insecta, Coleoptera, Curculionidae.
AGUAGUCAAUGGAAGUAGUCAGAGUAGAGAGGGCUACUAAUUAAUUACUAUUUUUGUUUGUUGUGGGCCCUCCUAAAAUAUGUGUUAAAAUAAACAACUCGUAUUUAAUUUAAACAAACAAAAAUUAACAAUUAUUCGUGAUAUAAAUGACACACAAGACUAGGGUUUUAAGCAGAAUCAUUUGCCAAAAGUAGUGUUUGUUUAUUUAAAAUCCAGCAGUGCUUCAUUAAUUUGCAUAAUUUGCUAUUGUUAUUAGGUUUCCAAAAUCAUUAAAACCUUACGUCAUGCUAAUAUUUAUAGCAAACCAACUCGAAUUCCUAUAAUGCUAGAUGUUUAUAUUCCAUAUAAUAGAAUUUUGCUUAACUACCAAUUUUUCUCUGCAUAAAUACAGUUUCAAAGUAGGUCACCAGUUUUCCAUGUUCAAUGUUAAUUAAAUUUUUAAAGUGAAUUAUCGUGCAAUCAGAGUGGUUUAAUUUGUAUUAAUUUAAAAGGUAAUCAUUUAAGAAUUGAAAUUUGCCAAAAAUCUCAUUUUAAGUGCUUUAACUUCAACGCAAUAUUAUCUGCCUCUUCAAAUAAAGGAUCAGAAUACUAAAAGAAACAAUCUUGACCCUUGAUAUAAGCACCUAAUAAAACGAGAAAUUUGAUCAGUUAUCACCGAGGUUAUCACCAACGAAAUGAGUGAUAAAGAUGAAUUGGACCCAAGAAUACAAAUUGAAUUGGAAAAAUUGAAUACCACCACUGAUGAAAUUAAUAAAUUGGAAAUUGAAUAUGAUGAGGCUAAUACGACUUUUCGCAUGCUUCUGAAUGAGUCGACAAGAAGACUGAAAUUACUUACCAAAAAAUUAGGAAGCUGUAUCGAAAAAGCAAGACCCUACUACGAUUUACUGGAGAUAGCUAAGAAACAGCAAAAAGAAUGUCAGGAGGCGGCUUUACAAUAUCAAAGAGCGAGCGGUAUACACGCGGCAGCGAAAGAGACAGUAGCCCUAGCCGAACAAAGAUUCCUAACCAACCAACAUGAAUGGCAAUUCGACAAUGCUUGGCAAGAGAUGCUCAAUCAUGCAACUAUGAAGGUUAUGGAAGCAGAUACUCAAAAAGCCGAACGCGGACGCGACCAUCAAAUAAAGGCCUCCAUUUACAAGGAAACCGAUGAAAACUUGAAGCAGCUUGAAGAGAAACUUCAGAAGUUUAUAAUCAAGUCUCGGCCUUAUUUCGACGAAAAAGCUCUCUGUCAGGAUCAAUUAAACACACAAAAACAAAGAAUCGAAAGUAUCAAAAAAGAAAUAAUCAAAACGAAAAAUUUCUAUUCUCAAACAUUGAAAAAUCUCGAACAAAUAUCAAAUGAGAUCCACAUGAAACGUCAAGGUAAACAAUGCGACGACGAUUUGCUGACGAGACCUCGUGAACCCGGAGUCGGAGCCGAGUUGAGCCAGAGUUUCGAAGAAACUCCCACUCACAAAACCAGAAAUAAUAUGAGUUCUUUGCCUGACAUUACUGCAGAAUUGGAUAGGUGUGAAGUUUGCAGUGUUGCCACAACCAGUUCGGCGGUGAGCGAGAAGGAUCCUAGUGAAAAUAUUAGCGAAGACUUAGAGGAGGUUAAAGCGAUCCUACGUAACAUGAGCCUAAGACCAGAAAAAGCAGAAGGAAAAAUGGAAGACAUGUACGUUUCAGAGUUACACAUUGGCAACAUUGUAAAAUCGCCUAAAAAAACACCCAAGAAGAGUAGCUCCAGGCCGGGAAGUAGCUUACAUUAAAUUAAUAGAUUUUCAGUACAAGGCAAUACAUACAUUAAUGUAGUUGGUAGUUAGAGUAUAAAGGAAUUUUACGUAUAUUAAAGAAGAGUCGUAAUGUCAUUAUUAAUGUAAUUUCUUGCCCUUCAAGGUUAUUCACAAAGUUGCACAGUAGUUAUAUCAGUAUAUUUCAGGUUCCUUAAAGAAUUAUAUGAAAUUUUAUUCAUUAUAGAUAGAUUUUAUAUUAUGUAAUUUAAUUUCUCAAAUUAUAGUGAAUUUUUUUUUUAGUUAAUAUUAUGUGAGCUUUGAAAUUUUGCAACUAUUUAGGCAAGCAAUAGUUAAAGAAUCUCAUUACAUAUUUAAAUUUAUUUAUUUGUUGUGUUUUGUUCAAUUAUUUAUGUUUAGGUCUUCAUUGUACCUUGUAAAAAAAAGGAUAGCUCUCGGGAGUGCUUCAUCUGAAAAAUUUAUUUUAUAAAUAACAUUUAAUGUUUGAAAAUAUCUAUGUAAUGCUGUGAUAGAAAAUAAUAGGUAUAAUAAUUUUUUGAUGGGAUUGAAUAGAGGUUUUCUGAAAUGCUCCCGGACACAAUGUUUAAGUAUUAUUACUUCAAAUUGUAAGAAUUAUGGUGAUUAUGGAAUUAUGGAGAUUUUUUUUUAUAUAUAUUUUUUGUUACCAGUUUAAGAAAAUUUUGUGCUUCGACAGAUUAUAAUUUAUGUAUUUUAAGUAAUUGAAAAUAUAUAUUUCAACUGAAAAUAAGUUUUAUUUUUAGGCUUUACUGUGAGUCAAGCAACUUUCUU